AUGCCUUAUAAUACUCGUCGCAAGUCACUCUCGCUUCCGUCCCUGGGCAUUCAUCUUCCUAGUGCCUCCCGCCGAUCCCCGUCUGCCUCGAAAUCGCCACACGCGACCGACGAGCAGCAGCCUCCCUCCAAAAAAGUAAAGAGGUCGCACGACUCGGUUUCGCUAUCCCCAGAGCCUACCGCCGAGUCGAUACCAAACGCGAAGGAGCGGGUGCCUGUACGUUCGACUGGUCGGCGCGGAGCGCUGGAACAAACGCCACCCCCAUCCCCCCUCGAUGGAAGUGUUGCGCCCAAGAUCGAUACGGAAGGCAUCAACGAUGAUAUCGUGGUCGGCGUGAUAGAACAGUUGGAGAAGACAGGGAAUCGCCCACAUCUGGUCAAAGAGCUCGCCGCCGUUCUAGUGACGCUCAAUGAGAAUGUCGCAAACUCCGCGAAUCCCGCCGCUCUUCUGUCCUCCCGAUUGAGCACAUAUAUGAAGCGUCCUUGGACGGCGCUCGCACCGUGUCCUCUGGCAAAGGAGCUGAUUCCAGUUCACCCUCGCAAAGUGUACUAUUACCUCUCAACGUCUCCCCGUCAGCCUCUGCCGGAGAAUUCGGACGAUAUUAUCAUCCCGGGCGUGGAGGGGAAACACAUCACGCCCAGCGUGUCUAGCGCCGAUAUGGACGAGGAAGACGCGUUGACGCGGGAAAGAUCGCGCCUCAGCCCGAGUCCGGAGGUGGACCUAUCCUCUCCCGACUUCGAGGAAGAGAAUAUUGAUCUGGAUACCCGUGAUGAUAGCGUGGCGAGACAAUGUGGUACCGAUUUUGACCAUCAGCACGCGCGCCUCAUGCAUUCGAACCGGGCCGCGUCUCCCCCACUGGAGGGCGACGAAAAGGAGUUCACCCAGACUGCCAGUGCCGUUCGCGAGCGGGCCUCGGGGCAAAGAUCAGGCCAGCUCGAGAAGUCCAUCUCGGCGCUUUCGGAGGGGCUUAGCGAACUGGAUGAUGGAGCUAUGAGCAUUGCCGGGACUCCUGUAGAAGAUGGUCCGCUCUCAUCGAUCAGUGGGGACCGGAUGUCCGACAGUCCAGAUGUCGACUAUUUCUCCCACGGCGGGUAUUUGGAACAGUCUUCCCUACAGGAGCAACUGCGACAACAGCAAGACCUUGAUGAGGCUGCCGCUGUUGCUUUGUUUGGUACUUCACCCUCCCCAUCCCUCACGUCGGUGGCCUCAUCACUCUCGUCUGGCACGAGUGCGGCUUCGGACGAUGGCCUCGAUGUCGAAGUGAACGUAGACAGUGUGGCGACUGCACCACAGAUUAGUCUUCCGGAAGAUCCCGUUAUUGCGCCUGUGUCGGCACUGAAGCGGUCCAUCGACAUGCUCAACAGCGGGGUUCCAGACCUGGAUAUGAAGAUGUCGGAUCUGGUCGAGCAGGACAGUAAGAUGUCACUUGUUCCCAGGCCCGUCGCGGACACUGAUGUGGAGAUGGUUUUCGAUUCCUGGAGAGAGAUGCAGAAUCCAGAGACCGUCGAUGUCCACGAGCUCGAUGAGAUGUUCGGAGAGAUCUGA
Aspergillus alliaceus is the source of this 1545-nucleotide messenger RNA. RefSeq lists its product as uncharacterized. NCBI's taxonomy places the organism in Eukaryota, Fungi, Ascomycota, Eurotiomycetes, Eurotiales, Aspergillaceae. The record is from RefSeq and is a predicted model, not a curated record. Bases 1 to 1545 code for a protein of 514 amino acids. The transcript has 2 exons.